UUUCAAGCGACUACUCUCUCCGCUCUUCCUUCAGUCGCGUUCCGCGCUUCGUACGAGUUAGUGUACUUUUCGUCGUUCUCUUUUUCGUUAUCUCUAUCUGUCUGUCUGUCUGUCUGUCUGUCUGUCUGUCUGUCUCUCUCUCUCCCUCUCUCUCUUUUUAUAACAUAAUAUCGAACCAUCUCUAUUUUUUACAUUUGUAGAUCGGACGUAUUCCUUCGUCGUUUCAACGAUCAGUUUCGUUUGUUCCUUGGUUUAUCAUUAAACGUUUCUAUUUGCAAAACCGGAAUUCGGUGAUCGAUCGUUUGGAUAUCUUCGAUUAAAAUAAUAAUUUUUAUAUACGAAGAUAUUACGAAAUAAAAGACUGAGAGGGAUGAAACUACUUGGAGAGAGAGAGAGAGAAAGACUAUUUCCUAAAGUAAAAGAGACGUUAUUAACGCGUCGUCGAUGAUUUAUUAGAUAGAACCAGAUCGUUUAUUAGAUAAAAACUUUUGAUAGGAAGAUGGAGAAGGAGUCACUUUGAACAUCGUUUCGCUCUCUAAACGAGAAAACUCCCUUUUCUCGCUUUUCAGCGUCGCACGUGGAGGAUAGAUUUCCGUUCUAAUUCGAUUUUCGGUCCUAAGUUACGUUUAAAGUGGUUAGAAAAUUUCUAGAACGGAUUAAAGAGAAAACGUCGAUACGUAUCUUUCCAUCAAUUCGUUUCUUCCCAAUUCCAAGUCUACAUUAAAAUCUUGAUUUGAUCGAGCUACGAACACUUCAAAGAAGAUUAUGUAAAUGAUUUUGAUAAAAACUAUUGCAUGAUUUCGUGCAAGGACGAUUCGCCUUUGUUGUUCACUACUCCGUUAUUAUCUUUACCGUUUCUUCUAUCAUCGAAAGAAAAAAGGUUGAACUUUCGAGACCAGAUGUCAAUUGUACCGAUCAUUUCUGAAACGAUUACAUACUUUUGCAAGAUGUUUAUUACGUAGCUAGGAUUCGUAAAUUAUUUAGCUUUAUCUGAUAUUCGCAAAAAUAUGAUUCGACGUAGAAGAGCGUUUUAUCCAUUUACUUUUAAAUUCAUGUUAUAAAGAUUUAAAUCCAAAUUACGCGUUAUUAAUUAUUACGAUAUCAUAAAAUUUGAACGAGGAAGAGGAGAAAGUAUUAAGAUUAGCGUAAAAGGAAAAAGCGUGGGUUUAGUUGGAUUGUACAUCGAUAAAGUCGAAACGUAUUAGAUUUACGUUGAAAAUGCUUGGUAAUCUAAUCGAACCCGUAUCGUAGAUACGCUGAUCGAUCCCUUUAAAGUGCUGUAAUUCGAUGUGAAAAUCUCCAUUUUCAUAAUCGAUUUCUCCUUUGCUUGUUUCCAUCAUCUUAUUUACGAAGACAAAGAGAUAAUUUUUUCCAACUGAAGCGAAAAUAAAAAGAAAAAAAAAAAAGAGAGAGAAGAAAAAAAUAAAGAAAAAAGAAAUAAAAAGCCGAUCGUUUUAUUCGAAUAUUCGUCUGAAAAGAGGUUGUGAAAGAAAUCGAACGAUUCACAUGGGUGAAAUCACAUCCGGCAUCCCGUCGAUUCGUUUUUCUCUAGGGUGACUAUAGAUUUAUCCCUCGUUUUUUUUUUCACGUAUUUCCUUCUUCCUCGUUCUUCCCUUUUUGCCUUCGUGGCCCGGUACAAUCGAUUCUCGAAAAAGUUUGAGAAAAACAGGUGCCGAGGAUAUUAUCCGAUAGAUGAGCUAAGGGACUUGUGGUUCGAGAGCUGAAGAUUAACGAGAGAAUCGAGCUACCCUUCUCGAUCAUCUUCACCUUGAUUUUUUUUUCUAAUAUCGUUUCUUGCCCUCUUUUUGCGAGACUUAAAUUUCUAUGUUAGCCGGACAAAUGCUCUUUCUUGAAAUUAUUUAAGAAAGCUACAACACGUCUCUUUUCCUACGGCAUGGUCAAUUACUAUCGCGACAAAGAAAAUGCGUCCUUUGGAUCUCUCCUUUCGCAUUAAAUUCGAAACGUUGCUCGACGGACGCUACUAGUUUAAUUAAUCCUCCCUUCAUAUCGCAACCUGUUGAUCUCUUUUUAUAUUUCUUUUUUUUUUUGUAUUUUUCUACCCUCGACGUACCACCUGGGAAACUUCUUCUACGUCGCUACGAGUGACGUCGAUCUCUUUUCUUGGUAUGUCACUUGAGACGCGUUUAUAUUUAUAGUUAUAACAUUUCUACCUUCGAGAAAAAACGGAAAGGAUAGAGGAGAAUCCGAGUUUCAUAUUUAUCCGAUUUUUCUCCUCUCGAACUCGGAACGUUACGAAGGGAAAUAUCGAGAGAAAGAAAGAGAGAUAGAGAAAGGAAUAUUGCAAACAAAUGGAUCGUGCAAUCUCGUAUGAUGUAGAUUUCCGGUCCAACAAACAAUGUAGAAAAUAUAUUUGAAAAGAGGUGUUUAAACGCAUGCGUGUGUGCGCGCGCGCGCGUAUGUAUGUGUGAUUCCGUGUAUGCGUCAUGUAGUUUGUUCGUCUCGUUUAAAAGAUGCUUCAUAAGAGAAGGAUUUGUUGGAAGAAAGAAGAAAGCAAGGUGCCGCGAACUUUAUCGUUUAAAUCUCAUGAAAAUGAAGAGAAAAGAAGAGUGAUCGAAAAAGAAAUCUCAUGAAAAUGUUGCGAGAUCUUUGCUCGAUGAUAAAUCUCAAGGAAAGAGAUCGUUGAAGGUUGAUUAUUGUGAAAGAGAAAGAAAUAAAGGAAGGAAGGCUCGAAGAUCUCACAAAAUGUCGUCCGUCGUCGGUCCGAAUAGAGAGCAAAGAAGUAAUCGAAAUCAAAGCUAUGACGUUGAUGUAACUGUUGGGAAAAACGCAACCGAUGGCAUAUUUCUAAUACCAGAAUAUUUCGACCUCACUUCUCUGAAUAUUAACGCAACCGAGGAAAUUGACUCUUUCUAUUUCUAUGAGACCGAACAAUUCACAGUUUUGUGGUUGCUAUUCGUUGUGAUCGUUGCUGGUAACACUGCAGUUCUCGCUGGUCUCUUGCUGGGAAAACGUCGAAAAUCUCGGAUGGACUUCUUCAUCAAGCAACUGGCGUUCGCAGAUCUUUUGGUCGGUUUGAUAUCAGUUCUGACGGAUAUAAUUUGGAGAACUACAGUGACCUGGCAUGCUGGUAACAUUGCCUGCAAACUCAUCAGGUUUAUGCAAGCCGUCGUCACCUAUAGCUCUACGUACGUAUUGGUUGCACUAUCGAUCGACAGAUACGACGCCAUUACUCGACCGAUGAACUUUUCAGGAAGUUGGUGGAGAGCUCGAGUAUUGGUGGUGGUUGCAUGGAGCCUCUCGGCACUUUUCAGCAUUCCCAUCAUCUUUCUCUACGAGGAAAAACGUAUACAAGGAAUGAAGCAAUGCUGGAUAGACCUAGGAUCUUCGAUUCAAUGGAGGAUUUACAUGAGUUUGGUGAGCCUUACCCUGUUCAUAGCUCCCACCCUUAUAAUAGGAGGCUGUUAUAUGGUCAUCGUAGCAACGAUAUGGUCACAAGGAAGCGCAUUACGUCAGGGUCCUACCAGGGAUACUAGAAGAGCUUCGUCCAGGGGUCUUAUACCAAGAGCCAAGAUCAAAACCGUUAAGAUGACCUUCGUCAUAGUAUUCGUAUUCAUCCUUUGCUGGAGUCCAUACAUAAUCUUCGAUCUCCUUCAAGUUUAUGGACACGUGCCGAAAACACAGACGAACAUCGCAGUAGCGACUUUCAUACAAAGUUUAGCGCCAUUGAAUUCUGCUGCCAAUCCCAUAAUCUAUUGCCUCUUUAGCACGCCAUUCUGCAAAAAUGUACGGCGAUUUCCUGGGUUUCGGGAUGGUGCACUGCAAAUCCACAUCACUGCUUUGGCACCGGUGGUGCUAAAACCGCAAGUACAAGGACGACAGUGACGACGUCCCUGACGGCACAUUCAUCUCGUAAAAGUGGACCAGGGAUGCUGCACUCGACAACUUCGAGGAAGCACGUGAUGGUGUCGUUGGUUUAAAUUGUUUAAAAGACCAUCGAGAGAAGGAGAGCGAAUAUCUUAAGCUUUUAGUUUUACUUAUAUUUCUUUCCUCUAACUCUCGAAGGAGCCCAAAAAGAAAUGGUCGAGCAGCCUACUUGCGAGCCACCAAUCAACGACCUCUUUCUUUAGUUUACCAGGGCAAGCUCGGCUUUACUUUAACAAUAAAUCACCUUAGGGCGUUCUUUGAUCCUAAGUAAAGUGUCUACGCACUUUUUAUUCUUGUUUUUUUUUUUUCUUUCUUUCUUUUUACUUUUUUUUACGACGUCUCCAAAUUAAACUACCGUUAUAAAUUAUAAAUCGUUGAAAUGAUAAAACUGUUCGUGAAAGUAUUAUAAAUAUUAUAAUUAGAACAUUUCCUCGAACUGGAUCUCAGUUUUUCUGCUGCAAUAUCUCUUUCACAAUUACUUUUAAUUUUCUGUCUUUUGGUAUCUCAUCGAGAUGUCUCAAAGAAAGAUAUUUUUCUCUCGUAUCGCCAUUUAAAUUGUAUCUUUUAACGAGCACGGACUUUAACCUACAUUUAUGAACGCUUUAAAGUUUAAAUCCUUGGAGAAAGGAAGCUAAUGAAGAAAAAAAAAAACAGAA
Molecule: messenger RNA, 4541 nt
Organism: Vespula vulgaris
Lineage: Eukaryota; Metazoa; Arthropoda; Insecta; Hymenoptera; Vespidae
Gene: CCAP-R
Product: cardioacceleratory peptide receptor-like
Exons: 7
Coding region: 2704-3843 (379 amino acids)
Biological process (GO): G protein-coupled receptor signaling pathway
Cellular component (GO): membrane
Molecular function (GO): vasopressin receptor activity
Source: RefSeq, a predicted model, not a curated record